This is a messenger RNA of Choloepus didactylus (southern two-toed sloth), 1009 nucleotides long. It is a transcript of the gene HMGN1, whose product is annotated as high mobility group nucleosome binding domain 1. Gene Ontology annotation, cellular component: chromatin; nucleus. Bases 1 to 861 code for a protein of 286 amino acids. Lineage: Eukaryota; Metazoa; Chordata; Mammalia; Pilosa; Megalonychidae. Gene Ontology annotation, biological process: chromatin organization. Gene Ontology annotation, molecular function: nucleosomal DNA binding. The record is from RefSeq and is a predicted model, not a curated record. The transcript has 8 exons.
AUGGGUGGGAAGUGCUUCCCGCAAACACUUCUGCGAGGAGGGAUCCACCCGCACGAGGGUCAGCGAGUGGAGAGGUGCGGCGGCUGCCCCAGGGCCGGAGGCGGCCGCCGGGGAGAGAAUCUGGAGCUCGGGCCUGAGAGCCGCCCCGCUCCGGAUGCAGAGACAAUACGCCCGCCAUCCCCCACCACUAAAAGAUCGGAGGAUCUGAGCAACGACGCAGAAAAGGCAAAGCGGCACGCAGAGACCGCACUUUGCGGCUCGGCUUCAAACUACCGUGAAGGGACAGCGGCUUCUGCGGCCCCGCCCCCCUCUCCCUUGGUCCGGGGCCCCGCGAGACAGCGGGAAGAGGUGGGGGCGCCCAGCGCCGGGGCGGGGCGGAGGGGUCGAGUGACGGCCCGCCCCACCUAUUCCGGACCCGGGCUGAGGCGCGCGCCCCUGCCGCGGGUCGCAGCAGCUCGGGCGGCGGAACGAGCGGCGGAGGCCGGCAGCUCAGCUUCGUGGAGGAUCUCGGCGCGCCGCGGCCCGCAGCACCCGGCAAGCGCCCGCUCCGCCGCUAGGAUGCCCAAGAGGAAGGUCAGCUCGGCCGACGGCGCGGGGAAGGAGGAGCCCAAGAGGAGGUCGGCGAGGCUGUCAGCUAAGCCUGCUCCUGCGAAAGUGGAAGCGAAGCCAAAAAAGGCAGCGGGAAAGGAUAAGUCUUCGGACAAAAAAGUGCAACCAAAAGGAAAAAGAGGAGCAAAGGGAAAGCAAGCUGAAAUGGCUAACCAAGAAACUAAAGAUUUACCUGCAGAAAAUGGAGAAACUAAAAAUGAAGAGAGUCCAGCCUCUGAUGAAGCAGGAGAGAAAGAAGCCAAGUCUGAUUAAUCUCAUAUACCAUGUCUUAUCAGUGGUCCCUGUUUCUCCCUUCUUGUACAAUCCAGAGGAAUAUUUUUAUCAACUAUUUUGUAAAUGCAAGUUUUUUAGUAGCUCUAGAAGAAACAUUUUUAAGAAGGAGAUUGAAAUCCCACCUCAU